GACAGGGCAACGCCACUGUGCCCAGUGCACGCGACGGGACAGGACGCGCCAGAGCGGUGCUGUGAGGAGCCCCCGCACAGCGCACUCGAUUGUGUCUGACCCGGAGCUUUUCCAAGACUUGAAUCCUACAGGUGACCUCGUGGCAAGACUGCGGGCCUUGGUGGCCCGUGGCUUUCCCGAGGCUUUUCUUUUGCAGGUGCCUGUGGGGGAAGACUGCGGGACUUGGUGGCCCGUGGCCUUCCCAAGACUUUUCUUUUGCAGGUGCCUUCAAGGCCAGACUCCGGUACUUGGUACCUGGAGCUUUUCUGAGGCAUCUCCCAUCCUUCUGGCCUCUGUCCUCAAGGUGCCCCCAAGGCCAGAUUGUGUCAUGGAGGGCAGAUUCCUCAACCUGUUCCAAGUGUUCAGAGGGAACAGAAAGACAGCCCCUGGAGCUGCCCCAGCACAGCAGCCUGAAGAGCCGGAGCAGUUCCAACCACUGCAGGAUGAUGCAGCCAUGGAUGAGAGACAAGAGCAGGAGCCUGCCCGUGGCCGCUUCCGCAGAACGCUGAAGAGGUUCCGCAAGUUCCUGCGCAUUGGGCGUAGAAAGAACAACACAGCAGCAACUGAGGGCACAGCUGAGCCUGACUCCGGGCUGACCGAGCUCCAGGCAGAGCCUGAUGUCAGCCCAGAUUCAGCUGAGCCCUCACAAGACUCUGAUGCUGCAGUGAAGGAUGACAGGGCAGAGGCUGACAUGGCAGGGACUGAGGGCACGGCCAUUCCAAAUGAUGACAUUGGAGAGACUCAGGGCACCACGGAUGCCAACAGGAUACUCACUCCCACUAUUAGCCAAGAGCUCGUAUGGGAUUAUUUCAAGGACCCUCGUGUGUCUUCUGACAUCGUUGACAAGAGAGCUGCUGCUUCUGACCAGCAGGUGCCAUCUACUGUGAGGAACAUUCACCAGAGUCUGGUGUCCCAUGUCACUGUGGAUAUCAGGCAGAAAAUUGACAUAAUAAGGCUGGCUGAAGAACACCCGGUCGAUGUGGUGCUGACCCUCCUGCGCUGUGCCCCAUCGUGUGACAGAGCUGCUGCCAUGAUGUGGCAAACCAUAGCCUCAUCGGGACCAACAGUUGAGAAAGUGCUGCCAACACUUCUCUGUGUGAUGGAGAACUGGCCCCUUUGCAGCACCUGCACCUCUGAUGGGGACAACAAGGACGUUUUGCCCUUGAGUGCAACUCUGGUGCUCUGGAUGAUUGUCCAGAUGCCACAGUGCCACGAGGCGAUGAUGCUUUAUUCCGCCCGCCUGUUUGUGGCUCUGCUGUUCCAUGUUGUCAUCACCACACAGCAGAGCCAUGUUGUCAUCACCACACAGCAGAUGCCACCAGUGGAAGCUGACAGCUUCUGGAAAGCUUGCCGGGAGCAACACCGCCUUCCCAGCAACGCCAACAGGUUUGCAGUGCAGGUCAUGAAAUCUCUGCUCUGCCGACUGCGGUGUGACAACGUGGUCAUGGAAAUGGGACGCAAGCGUGGCUGGGACACGCUCCUCUGUGCUGACACCCAGCACUAUGCCGUGGGUCUGCUGGCCAGGGAGAUGCGCCGUGGCUUGAUCCCCUUCUGUUCCCGCAUUGCAAUCCACCUGCUCAAGUCACUCAGAAGAGAGGAGCCAUGCUGUGAUCUGUCCUUCCUGGCAUUCCUUGUGGAGGUCCUCGAGUGCUUAGAUUUGACUAAAUACGGUGACGGUGUCCUUGAGAUCGCGUCAAGGCACCUGCAGAGCGAGUGCAGGCAGAGGCGUCGCCUGGCGCUCAGAGGCCUCGUGGUGCUCAGCAAGGAUCCCUCGAUGGCCAUAAGAAUGUGCAGCCUCUCUCAAAGCCUUCAGGACCUGCUGGCUGAUGCAGAUGGAGAUGUAGUUGGCAUGGCCCUCCGUGUGUUCAUCAAUAUGCUCAACAAUAAAGACAUCAUGAUAUGCAGCACCACUGCCCCAAAGCUGGCUCAGGCACUCCUGCUGCUCUUUGAUCACGACCACAGCCAUGUGCAGUUGCUCUCCCUUGACCUCUUCUUCAAGGCAAUGGACUUGGUAGUGGACGAGGGAAAGAAGCCCCUGGAGAAGAUUUUGGACCAGAGCCUGAUUCCACUCUUCAUCCACUGCCAUGAUGAGAACCGGCGUGUGGCGAAGGCCUCUCGGGAAACGCUGCUUCGUGUGGCCGAGUUCCUCAAGAGGAGGAAUUUGAAGCGGCUGGUGAGGAAGGAGCAGCUGUCAAAGUUUGCUGAGCGUCUGCUGGCACAGGACAAGAACCGAGCAGCCGAGCACCUGUGCCGGGCCCUGCCGUACCUGGACAGCCCACAGGAGCCGCUGCGAGAGGCGGCCGUCAGGUUCCUCGGGAUGGCCGGGGAGCAGCUGAGGGGGCAGCAGGAAGAGCUGCAGACCCUCAUCGCGGCACUUCAAGCUCUAAAAAGAGAUGACAACCCUUCUGAGAGAAACACAGUUCUUCAGCAGACGUUUAUUGAAAGAACUGCAGAAUUACGCUCGUCUGCUGGCUUACGAAACCAGUCUUCAUGUAAGAUGCUACGGAUGAUGAGGCUACGCUGAGACCAGAAGAGACCAGCUGGAGCUCCAGGCACUGCUGGCAACUGGCCCAGCUGAGCCUGUGGGAAGCUCGCAUGGCUUCAGCCCUCUCCCUGCCUCUAGAUAGCUCUGUCCCUGCAGCCCUAAGACACUGCCCAUCCCUUCUCUUUCCCUCCAGUUUCCCUCCCUUUUGAUAGCUCCCUCCCUGCAGCCCUGAGACACUGCCCAUCCCUUCUCUUUCCCUCCACCCUCCCUCCCUUUUGAUAGCUCCCUCCCUGCGGCCCUCAGACACUGCCCAUCCCUUCUCUUUCCCUCCACUCUCCCUCCCUUUUGAUAGCUCCCUCCCUGCAGCCCUCAGACACUGCCCAUCCCUUCUUUUUCCCUCCACUCUCCCUCCAUUCUGAUAGUUCCCUCCUUGCAACCCUCAGACACUGCCCAUCCCUUCUUUUUCCCUCCACUCUCCCUCCCUUUAGACAGCUCCCUUCUUCCAGCCCACAGACCUUGCCCAUCCCCUUUUUUGCCCCUCAGCUCAUCCCUUUGCUUCGCAUCCCAUCAAUAAACAGUUUGCCUUUUUCACUUUA
Messenger RNA from Cyanistes caeruleus (blue tit), 3120 nucleotides. NCBI's taxonomy places the organism in Eukaryota, Metazoa, Chordata, Aves, Passeriformes, Paridae. The record is from RefSeq and is a predicted model, not a curated record.